UGGUGACUUCGACCUGCUCUCUAACCAUCACUGCGAUGACCUCUGUGGAGGGCAUCCCAGCCUGUUUGCUUGCAGCACCGACGGUGACCCAACCGCUCCACCUGGAAGGGGACCCGGCUCUGGCGACAGAGAUUCUGCCAGGGCCCCCGCCGCUGCCCUCCGUCCAGCAGCUCGGACAACUAAAAAAGGACCACAAAAAGACAUCCGUCGUGACGUCCUAUUUACCUACGUCUGACCCCGGGACCACAUACGGGGCCAAUACGGUGAGCACCAUGGCUAUCACGACCGAGGUCGACGGGUCCCGGAGGAAACGAGCGAGACUGGAUAAAGGGUCCUCAUCUUCGCGAGCGCAGCGUGCAUCAGCUCGCAGCAUGGCUGUUACGGCGUCAACGUCGGCGGCGGCGUCGGAGACCAGUGUGCCAGCGGAUGCCGUCGCUUCUUCUGCAACCCUCAUCCCCGAGUCAGAUCUCAUGCAAGUCGAUUCAGACGAUGCCAUGCUGUCACGCUCAAACUCUGUUCAGCUUGGCGACGAAGAAGUUUCAUCGGCCAGGAGAGGCUCGUUGCGACGGGAUAUCAAAGGAAAGGGGAGGGAAAGGGCGGCGCAAGUGAGGGUGAAGGAGGAGCCCGAGACCAUCUCUCUUAGUGCUUACGACGCUCAGGCCCCGAGUCAGACCUCGAACGAAGACCAUUGUUCUGCGUGUCGUUCUCUGGGCUCCCUUGUAUAUUGCGAUGGCUGUCCAAGAGCGUACCACUUCUGGUGCCUCAAUCCACCGAUGGAUGUGACGGAUCUGCCAGCUGGAGACGCCAAGUGGCUUUGCCCAGCGUGUAUGCUUAAACAGAAACCGCCGACGAAACCAACAGCAUCGCUCAAAUUCAUGGCCCCUCUGAUAGAUCAGCUACAAACAAGCUUACCGGGCGAGUUUCAGUUGCCCCAGGAUAUUAGGAGCUUUUUCAAGGACGUUUCCACAGGUCCCAAAGGGACGUAUGUCGAUAGUUCCGAGGUCAAGGUUCCUAGACUAAAUCGGCAUGGUCAACUCGAGGAUCGCGAGCCUUACAGACUGAAGGAUCGCAACGGCGAUCCAGUCCUUUGCUAUCGCUGUGGUGCCUCUGCUCUUCCUCCCGACCUAGCCGCUGCGGGUCCUGCAACCAAGCGAGCGAGGAGGGCGGCCAGCGCGUGUAGCACCGCGCAGGAUGCUGCUGGCGGACGGAGCAUCAUCUCAUGUGACUACUGUCACCUCCACUGGCACCUGGACUGCCUCGAUCCUCCGAUGACCUACAUGCCUCUUUGGAACAAGCGGUGGAUGUGUCCGAACCAUGCUGACCAGAUUUUGCAACCCAAAAAGCGAAUACCCAAGAAUAAUGCUCCCCCGAUAGAAGUCAUGAAGCCUGGCCAAUUCAACAACGGUAACAUCGAAGUCACCCAGCCAGAAACACCUAACGCUCCACCACCGAAACUGAUUGUUGACGAGGUCCUGAUUAACGGUCGCCGGUACCGAGUUCCAGAAAGAGUCAUCACCAUGGACUUUUGGAGUAAGACCGGAAAGGGGAGACCGCAUCUUCAAGACGAGUGUCCCCCUCACAGUGCUCUAUCGUCCCCGCUUACAUCGUUGAGUUCCGUUGGCCCUAUGGACGACGAUGAUAUCGAGGAUAUCGCCCUUAAAGUGGACCCUCAAGAUAACAAGAUGCAGUUUGACCUGGACCAGCUCAAGGCUGCCCUAGCACUUUGCGGAUUGCAGCAGAUUCCGGCGAAAGGCGGAUCGUCUCAGCCUCUCCUUCCGGCACCUGCUGGUAACUCAACGAAAGCAGAACAUACGAAGAAUAAAGCCUCGAAGCCGACGGCAGCUCGGACAAGUGGUACCAUUACGGAGAUCGCAGGUGACAGUGCCGCUUCUGGUAAUCUGCAACCCGAAUUGCGCCGUUCAGGACGGGCUAGUACCACGAGACGUCUACGACCGUGGAAUCACACAGAAACGUCGGUGGACGGCACAGAUGAUCUAUCUGAGGACUCGCGAGAGUACUUGCCAGCACAGAUUGAAGCUGCUCGCAGGCCAAAAAGGGAUUACAACGGCAAGUUCACUAGGAAGGCCGAACGCAAAGGUGCCAAGUCGAGUAAAGCUGCUACUUCGACGACUCCUUCGUCCGCACAACCAGGUCCUCCCUCUGUCGCACCUGAACCACCUGCUCAAUCAGAGACUGCUCCCGAGUCUGGUUCGGCAGCCAAUGGUAUCUCAAGGCCGAAGCGUAAUAGGCAACCGCCACGUAGGUUAGAUUCGCCCAUGAUCACCACACCUGCUCUGCCGCCGCCACCACCUGCUCCAGCUGUCACUCCGCCGGCAGCCAAGAUAACCCCUCCGCCACCGACGAAACAGACCACACCCAUGAACGAGCCUUCCCCACAUAUCAACGGUGUCGUGCAUAGCCAACGUCUCGCUCUCAGCGUGCCGGCUCCAACUUCCUUGCACCCGUCGCUGCGGAGCUAUAAGUCGACUCCGCCUACUCCUGUCGAACCUCCGAAGAAAGAGAAGUCUGCAUCGGUGGCCCCCGUCGCCAAGCCGAUGACUCCCAAGGCUGCUCUACCUUCUGUCACCAAGGAGACCACCACUCCGUCAUCUGGUCUGAAGAUUCGACUUCCUCGUAUGACUGCCAUCAUGUCACCUACGGUCAAGACAGAACCUCCAGCUGAGCCAGGGGAGAGCGUGUCUUCACGAUCAAAGACUCAGUUGCAGAGCUCUUCUGGCUCUCGUCCGCGUCGUUCGUUGCGCCGUGGGACCUCCGUCGCGACGUCUAUCACUGGCACAUCACCGUCGACCCCGCCAUCUCCGAAGGCUGUCUUGAGCAGCGUUGCAUGAUGUAGACAUGCCGACCCCCCUCGCUCGUUUUUCACGACAGCUCCUUUCAGGACUUUUACUCGCGCAUGUUGUUUUAAAGUCACUUAUAGC
Phanerochaete carnosa HHB-10118-sp is the source of this 2939-nucleotide messenger RNA. RefSeq lists its product as uncharacterized. Gene Ontology annotation, cellular component: Rpd3S complex. Gene Ontology annotation, biological process: regulation of transcription by RNA polymerase II. The record is from RefSeq and is a predicted model, not a curated record. Bases 36 to 2849 code for a protein of 937 amino acids. Lineage: Eukaryota; Fungi; Basidiomycota; Agaricomycetes; Polyporales; Phanerochaetaceae. The transcript is spliced from 10 exons.